Molecule: messenger RNA, 2171 nt
Organism: Diuraphis noxia (Russian wheat aphid)
Lineage: Eukaryota; Metazoa; Arthropoda; Insecta; Hemiptera; Aphididae
Source: RefSeq, a predicted model, not a curated record
UAUGGCCGAGAGUGUGCGAGUUGAGCGUGUGCAUCGGCAGUCUCGCUAGUCGCUACCAACCGGCCGAGUGCGUCCCAAAACACGACACGACGCGGCUGUCCGUCGUUUCUUUAUUCUCUCGCGAUACGAGUUCGCGCGUGCGUAUAUAAUAUAGUGGGCACUACGCCGCUCGGCCGGCACCGAUGUAACAAUAAUAAGUAUUAUAGUAAAUAAUAACAAUACUAAUCGACGACCGUUGGCCGUAUGUUUUCACAUUUUAUUUGAUUUUUGAGUUUUCGGUGACAACGGCGGUAAUAACGCAUAACACAAUAAUAUACUUGGUAAUUAUCACUCGCACGUCGCCGCCGUAAGACGAUCAAAUACACACGAGAAACGCACACACGAGGGCGCCUAGCAGACGCUGUCAUGACUCAUGGUGUUUCCGUCAUACGUCCGGACGAAACAUGGACACGGCUUCCGACCUAAGUCAGAUUGACGAAGAAAUAAUCAGAUUAAAAAAUGAACUGUCUAGAACUAAAAAUGCGUUGACCAGUCAAAUUAUCAAAAGACAUCAAUUAGUUGCCGAACUGUCGCUGAAAGUUGACAAAAAAAACAAUCAGCUAAAAGAAUUUCAACGUUCAAACUUCAACGAUCUAGGAAAAGUGUUGAGGUCACUGUACGUGUUUGAGUCGAAAUUAAGAAAAGAACAACAACAAAUAAGAAGACAAUUAGGGGAGAGAGAUUCGGUGAUAAGGCAACAGCAAAUAGAAAUCGCGAAAUUAAGACAGAGUCUAGCUCACUAUUGUCAUAAAAAUGAGCCGUGUGAGGAUACGGAAAUUAUUUCGAUUUCGAAACCCGACUUGAUCACAUCUAUCUCGUCACAAUCACACGUAAACGAGCACGUAAAAAAUAAUGAUAUAGAUUCGUCGGAAAAACUCGUAGUGUUACCAACAAAAUUAGAGGGAUCGAGGAAAAAUGUGUUACCGGUGGACACACGUUCUAAGAAAAAUUCAAACAACAAUAUAAACUUUAAUAAGAAUGUGUACAGUAAAACUGUUACAGACUUGUCUCUCAAUGACAUAUCGUCAUUUCCAAAUCCAACACCCAAUAACAACUUAUUUGUUGUGUCUAACUCUAUUUUCUCGAAAAACGAGUUUACUUACAAUGAAGUCUCUAAAGAGGUGAUAACUUCGGUGAAGCAGAACGGCAAGGUGAUCACCUCCGCGCUGAAGAAGGCGGACAAGUAUCCGUCACCGAAGACCGUACACUUCGGCAAAACGACUCACAUACCCGAGCCCGACGAAGACGGUCAGACGGACAUCGUGAAGACGGUGGAGACGCUAUUGCUACAGCAGUGUGGCGACUCGACCGAAUCGGAAAACGACACGUCUAGCACGGCGUCCACGGAAACGUCGCCCAGCGUAUCGCAGAUGGUCCGGAAGUUCGAGAGCAUAUGCACCACGGCUGCCACUACUUCCGGUUCUUCGAUGGUGUCGGAGUUGCGCUGCGCCGACGGUAGGUCUCCGACCCUGGUGGACGACCGCGGAAGUGACGGGAGCUACAUCGCGGACGCCGACCUGAGGACUGCGGCCGAGCUAGACGUGAGGACCGACUCGGAACCGGACGUGUGCGCUGGAAGCUGCGCGGCGGUGUCGCUAAGCGACUUAGACCCCCGGAACAACUUCGAGGAGUUCCGAUUCGAGGAUAGCGACCUGGACAAGGAUUACGGUUGCGGCCGACCCGAGGCGGACGGGCUCGAGUACCCGGACCGGCACGGUUCGUCGUCUUCACCGUCGUCGCCCUCUGUGGCCGCGGCCGUCACGGCGGCCGCGGUCCUGUUGCGGUCGGCCGGGGACGACGGAAGUUGCUGCGCCGCCAGCCGGGUCAACUACGAAUCGUUUCUGGAAGUGACCGGGCUCAGCCAAAAGUCCAUCAUCACGGUGCAGUCGAACAGGAACGCAUACGGGUCGCACAGGAACGUGCAGAAGCCCAAAGACGUGAAGAGCAGGAACCGGGCCAAGUCGGCGUCGUUCGACUGCAAGUCCGCGUACCCGGCCGCCGUCAAGUACUGGACGGAACCCUAUAUCUGAGAGACGGCCGGCGCCAUAAUACCUAGUUACCUAUACCUAUUUACUUUAUUUACCUGUGCACAUACCUAUUUAGUAUUAUGUUACGAUAAUAUAUAUUAUUAU